Ctenopharyngodon idella (grass carp) is the source of this 3432-nucleotide messenger RNA. RefSeq names its product zinc finger protein 341-like. Lineage: Eukaryota; Metazoa; Chordata; Actinopteri; Cypriniformes; Xenocyprididae. The record is from RefSeq and is a predicted model, not a curated record. The transcript has 16 exons. Bases 21 to 2483 code for a protein of 820 amino acids.
CCCCGCCCACUGCUGGCGUUAUGCACAGGAGCUACAAGAUGGCGCAGGCAAUAUUUGAGGUUCUGGAAGGCAUGGACAAUCAGACGGUGCUCAAUGUCCAGUCAUUGUUAGACGGUCAGGGUGGUGUUCUGGAUCCGGGCACACAAAAUGUCUCAGGAACGACCAUCCAGCCAAUGGACGAUGACGACGUGUUUCUGUGUGGGAAAUGUAAGAAGCAGUUCAACUCUUUGCCGGCGUUCAUGACUCACAAGCGUGAACAGUGUCAGUCCAACACGCCGUCACUGGCCACCGUCUCUCUGGCCUCCAACAACGCCUACACCUCCGUACCGUCCAUCAGCACGGGAGCGCAGCUGCCCACUAACAGACAGGUGUCGUACAUCACUGUGCCGCAGUCUCCGCUCACACACACGCUGGUCCAGGGAAACGUGUUGGUCAGUGAUGAGGUUCUGAUGUCAGCGAUAUCAGCGUUCAGCUCUCUGGAUCAGCCAAUGGCAGCCAUGCAGGGAUCCGCACAGAGCAAUCUCAGCAUGCACGCGGGAACCUCGUACCUCCAGCACCAUCAGCAGCCUCCACAGCCCCUCCCUCAAACACAGGCCACGCCCCUUUCCUCACAGGUGCCCUCCAGCAACAGUAAUUCAGUGGUGCAGGUGUACAGCACACUGCCCUCUAUGGCUGGUGGCGGUACUGCAGAGGUGCCUGCACUGGGGCUUCAGUCGUUUCAGUCCAUUCAGGUCCCCAGUCAGUGUGUGGAGGGCCAGGUGUUCAGCGCCGCUCCGGUUUACAGCCCAGGAAAACAGACCGCCAAAAACAAGAGCUGCACCAUCGGCACAAACCUCUCCGAGCUGGGAGAAUAUGACAAGGUUAUCAUCCCUAAGAGAGCCAGAAGCUCCAAGAAAACACAGGAUGCAGGCCAAACUAAAGGAAAAGCCCAGAAGCUCAAGUGCAAUUACUGUGACAAAGUGUUUACCAAGAACUUUGACCUCCAGCAGCAUAUCAGAAGUCACACGGGUGAAAAGCCGUUUCAGUGUAUCGUGUGCGGCCGUGCCUUCGCACAGAAGUCUAAUGUGAAGAAACACAUGCAGACGCACAAGGUUUGGCCCGCUGGAGUCCACAGCACCGCCUCCAGGAUGCCCAUCACCGUCCGCGUGCUUCCUCUCAACAGCCACGAAAACUCACAGCAGACGGAGGAAGAGGAGCACGAGCAAGCCAUUGAAGAGCCGGACGCUGAGGUCCAGGAGACGCAGGGUCCGGCGGAGGGGAAACAGAGCGACGGGACCAACCAGAACAAGCAGAUCAUCCUCAUCGACAGCUCAUACCAGUGCCAGUUCUGCUCGGCCAAAUUCAGCACCUACUUCCAGCUGAAGUCUCACAUGACCCAGCACAAAAACGAACAGGUGUACCGCUGUGUGGUGAAGAGCUGCUCUCAGACCUUCCAGAAGCUGGAUCAGUUUCUGGAGCACAUCCACACGCAUCAGGAGCAGCUGACGUACCGCUGUCACCAGUGCAGUAAAGUCUUCCCGUCGCUCUUCGAGCUCGGCCUUCACCAGUACUCACACAGCUUCUGUCCACAGCAGAACCAGCGCAAAGAGACCAACUACUACAGAUGUAUGAAGUGUCAGAGUAAAUAUUCCACACAGGAAGCUCUGGAACAGCAUCUUCUGAACGCCACACACAACUACCCCUGUCCACACUGCAUGAAGGUGUUUCCGUGCGAGAGGUAUUUCCGGAGGCAUCUCUCCACUCACGGCGUCGGCGGCAAAUUCAAGUGUCAGAUCUGUAAAAAGUUCUUCAAAACUGAGCAUUACCUCAAACUCCACACACAGAUCCACUCAGGAGAGAAACCGUACAAGUGCUCCGUCUGUGAGGCCACGUUCAACAGGAAGGACAAAGUAAAGAGGCACAUGCUGAUUCACGAACCCUUCAAGAAGUACAAGUGUCCCUUCAGGACUCAUGUGGGCUGCACCAAAGAGUUUAACAGGCCGGACAAACUCAAAGCUCAUAUUCUCUCUCAUUCAGGUAUUAAGCCGUACAAGUGUCAGUUCUGUCAGAAGUCGUUCAGUCGUCGAGCCCACAUGCUGGAACACCAGCGCUCACACACCGAUAACUACCGCUUCCGCUGCUCCGCCUGCAACAAAGGCUUCACCCGCCAGAAAUACUACCGAGAUCACAAGUGUCCGCUGGCGGGGGCUGCGGCAGGAGACGCACGGGGUGCUGACGGGACGCAGGGACGGGACAACAGCAGUGAGGGAGAUGGAUCUCCUGCCGCGGAGCCCGACGAACGUGGAGAAACCGAAGAGGAGGGCGAGGAUAAUGAUGGCGAGACGCAGCAGGAUGGAAUGAUGGGAAUGGAUGGGGGAGAGAAGCAGAUGAGAGAAGAGGAGGAAGAAGAGAGGAAUGAUGAGACGAGAAUGGACCACAUGCAGGAAGAAGACCGAGCCGUCAGACUGCUCUCUGAACCCAUGUGCUUCCAGACGGUGGACUGAUCAAGAGUCAAGCUGCAGUGAACUUUAUACUUGUAUUUCCCAGAAUUCGCACACUUGCGUCAUGUUGUUUACGAAUAGAACGGUGCAGGGAUGAUGUAAAUUUGCGGGCCAACCCGGAAGUUUGCAUCACACUGGUUCCCUCGACAAAAACCCAAUAGGAUUUUUCCAUAGGCUUUUGGAUUAUUGCAGAAGAUAAUCUCUGUGACCAACAAAAGUUUAUGAUUCUUACACAUUUUUUCCAUCAAGAUAAUUUUCACAAAUGAACACAACUUUUAUGAAUUUUGAAGCCUAAAUACAGUCUUCAGAUGUAAAAAGCUAAAUGUAGGCUAUAAAGGAGCUUCAACAACUGUUUCAGUCUUCAUUUUUAAAAAAAAUUCCCUGAAAGUUUGAGUUGAGCGCGAUUAUAAACACAUCGAGGCUGUGAAAGUGACUAGUGAGCAGAUGAGUUUACCUGUUCGGCUGAUGAUGUUUAAUGUCCGACAACCUCUGUAGUCCUUAAACACUUGUUAGAAACCGCCAUUUUCAAGACAUAUAACAGCUUGAAAAAGUGGGUAUUACUGAUGUAUAUUAUGUUGUAGAAUAAAACCUGAAAGUAUCGUGAGCUUAUGUUCACUACAGACCUUAUUUCAGGCAUUUAACCAAAAACCCAUUGACUUCUUUGUUAAAAUGCAACUUAUUUCCAGGUUUUGGCCUGUAAAAAUACAUCAUCGCUGCAGCGCUCUAUAGCGUUGACUUGCACAGUCGUCUUUAAAAGGAUAAAUGAUGUUUUCUAUCAUUGUCAAAGGGACAAAAAUCCCUGUUGCUGAUCUUUAACAUUUGAUUUGUUUUAUAUUAAAACACUCUUGUAAGCUAAUUUAUUUUUUCUUGCAUUUGUUGAGAUGAACUCUGACUGUAAACUAAUCAAUACAGUUUCAAAUAAAAUACUGAGCUGAAUUUCUGCACGUUUGCA